Molecule: messenger RNA, 1464 nt
Organism: Aspergillus puulaauensis
Lineage: Eukaryota; Fungi; Ascomycota; Eurotiomycetes; Eurotiales; Aspergillaceae
Product: putative MFS transporter Seo1
Exons: 4
Coding region: 1-1464 (487 amino acids)
Biological process (GO): transmembrane transport
Cellular component (GO): membrane
Molecular function (GO): transmembrane transporter activity
Source: RefSeq, a predicted model, not a curated record
AUGUCCACCGUUCGAGAUGGUCGAAGGUGGUAUCACGUCAAAUGGUUUGCGGAUCAAGAUACCAAGGAGGAGCGACGACUGAUUUUGAAGCUUGAUGCCUUGAUUGUUCCCUAUGCCUUUCUAGCUUAUUGGGUCAAGUAUGUUGACCAGGCAAAUAUCAACAAUGCAUACGUCUCCGGGCUUCAAGAGGAUUUAAAGCUGCAUGGAAACGAGCUCGUUGAGUUGCAAACAAUGUACACAGUCGGUGCAGUUGUGGGCCAGUUACCCUUCGCAUAUCUCUUUACCAAAUUCCCUAUGUCAUGGGUAAUCCCAUUCCUGGAUAUAAUGUGGGGUGUCUUCACAUUGUUACAGUACCGAGUGAACUCUUUUGGAGAAUUGAUGGUUUACCGGUUCUUUGUCGGGUGGUUCGAGGCGGCAUUCUUUCCGGGUAUGCACUACAUAUUCGGGGCCUGGUACCGCGGCGAUGAGAUUGCACGCCGGGGAGGAUGCUUUUAUGUUGGGCUUACUCUAGGCACCCUCACGGCAAGCCUUAUUCAAGCAGGGACAUCUGCUAGUCUCGAUGGAGUUCAUGGAUUAGCAGGUUGGCGAUGGAUGUAUAUUGUGUGUGCCAUAAUCACCAUCCCAAUCGGGAUACUAGGGUACUUUAUCCUUCCCGGGACCCCCGACAAACCGAACAAGCUAGUCAUUAGCGACAAAGACAUUGAGCUAUCCAAAACCCGCCUUUCGCGUGCAGGCCAUACAUUCCAGGGGACAUGGUCAUUGCGGACCCUGGCCAAUGUCCUUCGAAACUGGAAAUUCUGGGCCUUGCUCCUACUAGACGUUUUCUUCUGGAACGGCAGCAUAAACACUUCAACGGGUGGAUAUCUUUUAUGGCUAAAAAGCUUGAACAGAUAUACAACAAGCCGUCUGAACGAACUCGGUGCCAUCUCCCCAGCUCUCGGGAUGUUCUAUACGCUCUUCAUCUGCUUUGCGUCUGAUCUCGUCCUCGGGCCAGCGUGGGCAAUUACUAUCGCUCACGUCUGGAAUAUCAUCGGCCUGAUCAUUCUUGUCAUCUGGGAUGUGUCGGAGUCAGCACUCUGGUUUGCGUUCAUAACAACAUAUUCUGCCGUGUCAAUGUCCAGUGUUCUGUAUGGUUGGGUAAACGAACAACUGCGGUAUUCGCCGGUGGAACGCUCUAUAACACUGGUCAUUCUCAACACCAUUGCCCAGUCGACCACGGCCUGGACACCUCUGUUGGUAUUCAAAACUGUUGAAGGGCCACGCUUUACCAAGGGUUAUUCCUUUGUCCUUGCUAACGCGAUAUGCUUGAUUGCUUUGGCUCACAUUAUCAAAUACUUUAUCGCCCGCCAAGACAAACGAGAAACCACAAGAAGACCCGCAGAGAGCGAUUCAGACGAAACGCAUGAUCCAGAAUCAAACGCGGUCGUCACAGCCGUCGAGCCGAGUAAGGCCGAUUCGAGUUAA